UCCAACCUAUUUACAACAAGGGCAACUGCUGUCCUCUCUUCCAAGCCAACUGCUCUUCCACAGGCUGACCAUUAGCCGACAGAGGAUUUUUUUUACAGCCUGGAAAAAAGAAAAAGAAGGAGGGAGGGGGGGACAGAGAUUUUUUUUCCCUAUGUUGGAGGGGAGUUGAAUUUGUCCUGUAUGUGGUAAGUCUCGGUUACUGUUAACUGUGCGCAACUGGAGAUUUAGACGCAGGAUCCCGUGCGCUCUUGGACAUACCCAGGACUAUGGACAUAACUGAAUCUGGUUUGUCAAUCGAGUGAUGGAUGUUGGUGCCUUAUUCUCUGCACAAGAUAAAGUCCUGGGGCUCCUCGGCCAGCAGCUCUCCCGUUGCCAUCUACUUUAUCUACACUCUCUCAUCCUUCCAGUAUGUUUCUUUCCAUGAGGCGUUUGCUCAUUCCGACAGCCUCAGUACAAUGUGGAAAUGGAUACUGACACAUAGUGCCCCAGGCUUCUCCCACUUGCCCCGCUCUUUGCUGCUCUUCUUUCUCGUCGCCUCCAUUUCUGUCACCUGCAAUGAGGCCAGGGCCAGGGACUGGCUGCGCUCCGCGGAGGCGUCCUCCAACUCUUCGUCCGGUCGGCACGUGCGGAGCUAUAACCACCUCCAGGGAGACGUGCGGAGCAGGAAACUCUUCUCUUACACUAAGUACUUUCUCCAGAUCGAUGGCAACGGCACAGUCAGCGGCACCAAGAGGGAGAAUUGCCCUUACAGUAUACUGGAGAUAACAUCUGUGGACGUGGGGGUUGUGGCAGUGAAAGCCAUUAACAGCAAUUAUUACUUAGCCAUGAAUAGGAGAGGAAAGAUCUACGGUUCGAAAGUAUUCAAUAUUGAUUGCAAGCUGAAAGAGAGAAUAGAGGAGAAUGGCUACAACACCUAUGCAUCACAUAACUGGAAGAACAACGAGAGACAAAUGUUUGUGGCCUUAAAUGGUAAAGGGGUUCCAAAGAGAGGACCAAAAACAAGACGGAAAAAUACUUCGGCUCAUUUUCUUCCAAUUGUUGUAUAACCUCAAAUGAAGGAAUUGACACAUUUCUGUAUUAAAUAAGUACUUUCUUCAUCCAUAAUGUGUACUCACCUCCUUAUUUCAUUCUAAUGGGGAGGUCCAAGAUGGAUAAUGUACGCACAUUUGGAUUUUAGAAGGACACUUUUUUUAUUGACUUUGUGGUGACUGUGGCCAGAUUGAGAAGGAAAGCAGCCAGUACCUGUGUCACAUAGAAUUAUAUUUGUACAGUCCGAUUUUAAGGAUAAAAGACAAUCAAAUUAUCUACUGGGAAAGUUAUUUAUGGAUUACUUUAUUCAAAUCAAAGACUUUCAUCGCUCAUUCACUUCCAACGAU
This is a messenger RNA of Xenopus laevis (African clawed frog), 1376 nucleotides long. It is a transcript of the gene fgf10.S, whose product is annotated as fibroblast growth factor 10 S homeolog. NCBI's taxonomy places the organism in Eukaryota, Metazoa, Chordata, Amphibia, Anura, Pipidae. Gene Ontology annotation, molecular function: growth factor activity. The record is from RefSeq and is marked provisional.